This is a messenger RNA of Megalobrama amblycephala (Wuchang bream), 3323 nucleotides long. RefSeq lists its product as uncharacterized. Lineage: Eukaryota; Metazoa; Chordata; Actinopteri; Cypriniformes; Xenocyprididae. The record is from RefSeq and is a predicted model, not a curated record. The transcript is spliced from 7 exons. The coding region runs from base 65 to 3262 and encodes 1065 amino acids.
GUAUGUUUUUUAUGAUUUUGUAGUGGGGUUGCUGAGGUGGUUAGUUGUUGAUUCUAGGCUGGACAUGGAGGUUACCACUAUCCAACUCUUAAGGUUUUUUCUGGCACUUCUCAGUCUUUGUGUCCAUGGCCAUAUUGGAAGUGUUGCUGGCUUUGUCAGGAUUGGAGGUUAUCCUGUAUACAACGAGGCUGGUCUCCCCAUGCAGGAUGUGAAACCACAGAGUUCCAAUAGCUGGUAUGGCCAUGAACAUGUAUCAGAUCCCAUUAGUCCUCGAAGAUCUAAUAUCACUUACAGUGCCGCACAAGUUAAGGGUGUGAAUAGCAGUGUAAGCUAUAGUCCUCAAAAUGGCUCUUCUGGUUUUGGACCAAUCACUGUGUAUAAUCCUGGUUCUGACUCUGAUGCUACAAGUCAAGGAUCUCUAGUGUCUUCAGCUGGUAGUGGCAGUCUUGUACCCACUGCAGUGGCCACGGAAUCAGAAAGUAUGAGCAUUGAAUCUCUACCCAAGCCAGCGCGGCUCAACUAUCAAACUUUAAGGCAGUCUAGUAGUGAGUCUGUGGCAUCUAGUAGCCAGCAACUAGUGCAGACCAGCUCCCAGUCCAGUGGCCAAUUAGUGCGAGUCCGCUACCAGUCUUCAUUGCAGCCUAUUGUCAAGCCUCAUAAAAGUAGACUUCAAGCUGGUUCCAGGAUAUUUUCUGGUACCAGGCCAGUGCAGACUUCAAGUUCCACCUUUUUCGUAAAGCCUUUGCAGCAAAGAAGUGAGUCCUCGCAACCCAGCUAUCAGUUAGGACAAGGCAGCUAUGGGUCUGGACUUGUGCCAUUGCUCAGUGGGCAGCAACUAGUGCAGUCAAGCAACGAUUCCACAGUUCAGCCUAAUGAUGUGCAACUAGCACAGGCAAGAUUCCAACCUGUGGCCCUGCUCAGCCUCCAACAAUCAGCUCAAGCCAGCAGCCAGAACUUGGAACAAGCGGUCUCUCAAUCUGUGGACCAAUCCAGUGGCCUGCCAUCAGCACAAGCCAGCCACCAGUCUGUGGACCAAUCCAGCAUCCAACACCAAGCCCAAUCCAGCCCACAGUCUGUGGACCAGUCCAGUUCUCUGCCAUCAGCACAAGCCAGCCACCAGUCUGUGGACCAGUCCAGCAUCCAACACCAAGCCCAAUCCAGCUCACAGUCUGUGUCCAGGCCCAGUGACCUGCAGUCAGCAGAAGCCAGCUACCCAUCUGUCCAGCCCAGUGGCCUGCAGUCCGCACAAGCCUCUUACCAGUCUGUGUCCAGGCCCAGUGGCCCACAACCAGGACAGGCCCUCUACCAGUCUGUGUCCCAGCCCAGUGGCCUGCAGUCAGCACAAGCCAGCUACCCAUCUGCUGUCCAGCCCAGUGGCCUGCAGUCCGCACAAGCCUCUUACCAGUCUGUGUCCAGGCCCAGUGGCCCACAACCAGGACAGGCCCUCUACCAGUCUGUGUCCCAGCCCAGUGGCCUACAGUCAGCACAAGCCAGCUACCCAUCUGCUGUCCAGCCCAGUGGCCUGCAGUCAGCACAAGCCAGCUACCCAUCUGCUGUCCAGCCCAGUGGGCUGCAGUUAGCACAAGCCAGCUACCCAUCUGUCCAGCCCAGUGGCCCACAACCAGGACAGGCCCUCUACCAGUCUGUGUCCCAGCCCAGUGGCCUGCAGUCAGCACAAGCCAGCUACCCAUCUGCUGUCCAGCCCAGUGGGGUGCAGUUAGCACAAGCCAGCUACCCAUCUGCGGUCCAGCCCAGUGGCCUGCAGUCCGCACAAGCCAGCUACCCAUCUGCUGUCCAGCCCAGUGGGCUGCAGUUAGCACAAGCCAGCUACCUUUCUGUGGUCCAGCCCAGUGGCCUGCAGUCAGCACAAGCCAGCUACCCAUCUGCUGUCCAGCCCAGUGGCCCACAACCAGGACAGGCCCUCUACCUGCCUGUGUCCAGGCCCAGUGGCCCACAACCAGGACCGGUCCUCUACCAGUCUGUGUCCAGGCCUAGUGGCCCACAACCAGGACAGGCCCUCUACCAGUCUGUGUCCCAGCCCAGUGGCCUACAGUCAGCACAAGCCAGCUACCCAUCUGCUGUUCAGCCCAGUGGCCUACAGUCAGCACAAGCCAGCUACCCAUCUGCUGUCCAGCCCAGUGGCCCACAACCAGGACAGGCCCUCUACCAGUCUGUGUCCCUGCCCAGUGGCCUGCAGUCAGCACAAACCAGCUACCCUUCUGUUGUCCAGCCCAGUGGCCUGCAGUCAGCACAAGCCAGCUACCCAUCUGCUGUCCAGCCCAGUGGGCUGCAGUUAGCACAAGCCAGCUACCCUUCUGUGGUCCAGCCCAGUGGCCUGCAGUUAGCACAAGCCAGCUACCCUUCUGUGGUCCAGCCCAGUGGCCUGCAGUCCGCACAAGCCAGCUACCCAUCUGCUGUCCAGCCCAGUGGGCUGCAGUUAGCACAAGCCAGCUACCCAUCUGCUGUCCAGCCCAGUGGCCCACAACCAGGACAGGCCCUCUACCUGCCUGUGUCCAGGCCCAGUGGCCCACAACCAGGACAGGCCCUCUACCAGUCUGUGUCCAGGCCCAGUGGCCUGCAGUCAGCACAAGCCAGCUACCCUUCUGUGGUCCAGCCCAGUGGCCUGCAGUCCGCACAAGCCAGCUACCCAUAUGCUGUCCAGCCCAGUGGCCUGCAGUCUGCACAAGCCUCUUACCAGUCUGUAUCCAGGCCUAGUGGCCCACAACCAGGACAGUCCCUCUACCAGUCUGUGUCCAGGCCCAGUGGCCUGCAGUCAGCACAAGCCAGCUACCCAUCUGCUGUCCAGCCCAGUGGCCUGCAGUCAGCACAAGCCAGCUACCCAUCUGCUGUCCAGCCCAGUGGCCCACAACCAGGACAGGCUCUCUACCAGUCUGUGUCCAGGCCCAGUGGCCUGCAGUCAGCACAAGCUCAUUACCGGACUGUUCAACAACCAGGACAGGCCCUCUACCAGUCUUUGUCCCAAUCCAGUAGCCAGCAGCCAGCACAAAUCCACUACCAAUCUGUGUCCCAGCAGCCUGUAUUCCAGGUCUUUUCUGUGCCAGAGCAGUCAAGUUAUGGGUCUCAUUCCAGUCUUGGUUCCCAAUCUCUAGAGCAACCCAGUAAUGUACCUCUUUCUUCAAGCCAGGAGUCUGUGACGCAGUCUUUCAAGCCUGGCUUUCAAGAUCCAGCACCUCCACACUCUCAGACUACUCAAAAUGUUUCUCUAGGCAUAUUGAAGUUGUUACAACAAGUGAAGUCUUAGCUGCUUUCUUUGCUGCUUUUUGUUAACUUGGCCUUUUUGUUUUUGAAAAAUAAAUAAUUUA